AUGUCGCGAUUCGACCGUCGUCCUCCAGUUCCCACCCUCUCCCACCCCCACUUCUCCUCCUCCAGGUCUGUUGCUACGGUGACCUCGGAGCUGACCCGGAGACUGUGGACGUCAGCGCCGGCACAGAGGCCCUUCCGCGUGUGCAGCCACGACCGGACCUCGAGGAAAGGGGUGAUGGCCGGGACCCUGAGGGAGCUGAUCGACAAGGCCCUGGAUGUUCUCUUGAUGGCGGGUGCCGUCAGCGUGGUCCUGGACGAAGAUGGCACCGCAGUGGACAGCGAAGAGUUCUUCCAACACCUUGACGACGACACGGCCUUCAUGGUGCUGCAGAAGGGGCAGCGGUGGUGGGCCCCCAAGAGGGGAAUGGUUACCUACUCGCUCGCCCAGAAACCCAGGAACGCCAAAGAUAUCGCCCGAAUUACCUUCGAUAUCUACAAACUCAGCCCGAGAGAUCUGUUUGGCUCUCUCAACGUCCGGGCCACCUUUUAUGGCUUGUACUCUAUGACCUUUGAUGUCAAGUGUCUGGGUCCAAAGAAGGUGAUCAGGGAGAUGCUGCGUGUGACCUCCUCCCUGAUGUUCGCUAUUGGCCAGAUCCUCGUCACAGCUUCAGCAUUCGUGCGGCGCCUGGUGGAGGGAACUGACCGCAUCACAGAGUGCUAUGAUUGAUCCACGCACGCGCUCACACAUACACACAAUCACACACAGGUACAGGCACACACACAUGCACACACAAGUACAGGUACACGUGCACGCACACACAGUCACAUUCACCCAUGUACAGGAGCGUGCGUGCACACACAGGUACAGACACACGUGCGUGCAUACACAAUCACACUCAGGUACAGGCACACGUACAGGCACACACAAAUACACAGAUACAGACGUGUAUGCACAUACAUAAGUACAGGCACAUGCAUAUAAACUGAGUGAUAUGAAAAUACUGACAUGUGUACAUGCACAGACACACAGAUGACCAGAUACAGGCACACAUUCAGGUGUACAUGCACACAGACACACUGAUACACACACACAGGCACAUUGAUACACACAGUCCUUGACAUGGACAUGUGCACUCAGAGACACGUGGAGAUGUACAUCAAUGUUCACAGACAUAUGCCAACCAACAUGGACAGGGACAGACACACAGACGAGCAGUGAUACAAAUACAUACGGACACAUAUAUACAAGUGAUUUGGAUACACAUUCACAGUCACAUAGAGCCACACAUAUACCUGCAUAGGGUCAUAAAGGUACAGAGAGACACACACACGUUUACAGAUACACACACAGACACAAACACACACAGACAGACAGAUAAACAAUAAUGGACAGACAUACACAGAUACAGACACACAGUCAGAAACGCAGACACAUGCACUGAUACAGGUGCACGCGCACACACAGUCAGUCAGAAACACAGGCACAUACAUGGAUACAGGCACACACGCACACACAUGGACAGUCAGAAACACGGACACAUAUGUACAGAUGCGCACAUGUACACAGUCAGAAACACAGACACAUACAUACAGGCACACGUGCACACACAGACACAGGCCUGCAUGCACAGAUACAGGCGCACACACAUUUCCAGACACACACAUACAGUCAGAGACAGACAAACCCGCAGCGAUUCCCAGUCAGGCACAGACAAAGCCGAUCAGACCCACACCCCCAUCCCCUGGUUGUCAGUGUCAGUGAUUCGGCACUUGCUACAAUUAAAGAUGAAACU
Hemiscyllium ocellatum (epaulette shark) is the source of this 1732-nucleotide messenger RNA. RefSeq names its product lipid transferase CIDEB-like. Gene Ontology annotation, biological process: regulation of apoptotic process; apoptotic process. The record is from RefSeq and is a predicted model, not a curated record. Lineage: Eukaryota; Metazoa; Chordata; Chondrichthyes; Orectolobiformes; Hemiscylliidae. The transcript is spliced from 4 exons. The coding region runs from base 1 to 666 and encodes 221 amino acids.